Diversispora eburnea is the source of this 693-nucleotide messenger RNA. The record is from the annotation of a GenBank genome assembly. Lineage: Eukaryota; Fungi; Glomeromycota; Glomeromycetes; Diversisporales; Diversisporaceae.
AUGAAUUUUACUAAACCUUUGAUCAUCUUGACGGCUAUUUUCUUGGUUAUCUCUUUUGUCUCUGCUGCCCCCGCUUCUAAGAUUCCUGGUAUUGCAAUAACUAGUCCAGUUUCGGGAGAUCGUUACUCUUCUGGCUGCAAGAUCACGGUUUCCUUCUGUGUUGACUGUAGCAUUACUUAUAUUGAUGAGAUAAAUCUUAAUAAAUUUGCGCCCGGAAAUAAAGUUGCUAUCCUUGCAACUGGAAUUAAUUUAAACGAAGGAAAACAGUGCUACUCCUUUGAUUAUACUCUUCCGACAGGACUCAACCCUGAACCUCGUUAUCUCAUCGGAAUAGGUAGCAAUUACCUGGCUUUGUCUGGAUCUUUUUCCAUUGGUAAUCCAGGUUUUGGGCUGAUUGUUACCAAGCCAAACGUUCUUCAAAAUAAAAAGUGUGGCGGCAAACUCACUGUUAAAUGGAUAGAUCCAUACAAUUUAUAUCAAGAUCUUACCCUUAAUGUCUUCCUCAAUGGAUACCCAAGUUUAAUUGCUUUUUCGCAAAAUGUUUUGGUUUCAAAGGGCGAAGUAACUGCUACAAUUCCUACGGGCCUUCAAAAUAACAAAGCUUAUAACGCUGUUAUCGUAGUUGACCGCCUUAAUAAUGAUCUAGGCGGAGAGUUUUAUGUUUCAAAUACUUUUACCGUCAACGGCUGUUAG